Molecule: messenger RNA, 670 nt
Organism: Hyaloscypha bicolor E
Lineage: Eukaryota; Fungi; Ascomycota; Leotiomycetes; Helotiales; Hyaloscyphaceae
Exons: 1
Coding region: 16-594 (192 amino acids)
Source: RefSeq, a predicted model, not a curated record
AUCGAGGUAAUCAUCAUGAAAGACUUCACUGUAUACUCCGAAGAAGUGAUCAAGAAGAUGGAAGGAGCUGAUGCGUGUAUUUGGGCAUUGGGAACGACCGAAGGCCGCCAGGACAUCGAAAUCGACUACCCGCUCGCCUUUUGUAAUGCUAUUGCCCCCUCCGUCGCGCGACAAAAGAAGCCGUUCCGAUAUGUGCACACCAGUGGACGGCUCGCGGAACAAGAUCAGGAGCGAUGUUUACUGUUCCUUUCGGGAGGGCGACGGAUUAAAGGGAAAGCGGAACUGGAAAUGAUGGACUUUGAGACGAAUGGCGAAUUUUUGCAUGGGGGACACUGGCAGAGUUUCAUUGUGAAGCCAUCGAUGGUUCUGCCGAAGAAAGGAGAGAAAGGGGAUCUAAGGUGGCUGGGGAGUGUGUUUAUUGGGAGCGUCGAUGUAGAUGAGCUUGCGGCGGCUAUGAUCGAUGUUGUGAGUAGUGGAAGCGAGGAAAAGAUUCUAGGGAAUGCGGAGUGUGUUAUGAGGGGGAGGGCGGCGCUAGAUCGAGAUCUGGAGGGAUGGGAAAGGGGGUAUGAGAAGGCUUCUUGGUCGCUCUGGUAGAUUGUGUCUUGUUGGCGUUGUUGCAUUGUUGGAGUUAGGGGUUAGAUAUUCAGCAAUUCUUGAAAUUAUAGUCGUG